AUGCUGGCAUCUUCCCUGCUACAGCCGUUCCUCCAGUCGUUCGGCCUCGGGAUGAUGGACCGGGGCGACCGCGUCUACAGCGUCGUCGGCCUGGCCGUCGAUGUCGACCCCGGUGCCAUAAGGGUUUCAAUGAAGGUCACGGCCCCUCUGAUGUUCACCAUUCGCAAAUUCGUCCGAAGAAUGUACGAGAUCAAUGACGUUCUCAGCUCGGAGAUCAGAGGCAAGGUCCAGGCCAUUUCGAUCAAUAUGGACACUUAUCUUCAGCCAACUUAG
Geosmithia morbida is the source of this 273-nucleotide messenger RNA. RefSeq lists its product as uncharacterized. The record is from RefSeq and is a predicted model, not a curated record. The transcript is spliced from 2 exons. Lineage: Eukaryota; Fungi; Ascomycota; Sordariomycetes; Hypocreales; Bionectriaceae. Bases 1 to 273 code for a protein of 90 amino acids.